This is a messenger RNA of Cyprinodon variegatus (sheepshead minnow), 1028 nucleotides long. It is a transcript of the gene nkx2.7, whose product is annotated as homeobox protein Nkx-2.3-like. The record is from RefSeq and is a predicted model, not a curated record. Lineage: Eukaryota; Metazoa; Chordata; Actinopteri; Cyprinodontiformes; Cyprinodontidae. Gene Ontology annotation, biological process: cell differentiation; regulation of transcription by RNA polymerase II. Gene Ontology annotation, cellular component: nucleus. The transcript is spliced from 2 exons. Gene Ontology annotation, molecular function: DNA-binding transcription factor activity, RNA polymerase II-specific; RNA polymerase II cis-regulatory region sequence-specific DNA binding. Bases 195 to 968 code for a protein of 257 amino acids.
GCAGUCUCCCCGGGUGUUGGUCCCCUACGUCUGAGCAGACUGAUAUCUAUCUCACUUGUUCAUUAGCAGGACCCUUGACCAAACCAAUAUCUUCCAGGCCCUCACUCAGCAGUCAGUGAAGAGAUCCGCCCGGCAGCAUCUCAGGAGCGCCUUCAGCAGCACCGUGCGUAAAAAGAUUCAGAAGCGCACAGAGGAUGCAUCCAAGCUCAACCACCUCGACUCCAUUUUCCGUGAAGGACAUUUUAAAGCUCGACUACCAGCAGAAUGAGUAUGAGCAUGAUCUUCAGAUGAAUGAUCAGGUUGUACCGAUGCAUCAACAUCAGCUUGUGUGUUCUGCGUCAAACAUCGACGGGUUUUACGAUUCCCAAUCUAAGAGGUGCGUCUCUAGGCUGCAGGAGAAGCUCGAUGCGCACAGAUCAGCAGCAGCAGAGGAGAUGAUUGAAAAAGAUGUGCGCGGUCCGGACUCAUCACCUGACUGUAACCGUGACCCUAGAGGCGCAAACAGGCUGCGCAGGAAGCCCCGGGUCCUCUUCUCUCAGUCCCAGGUGUCCGAGCUGGAGAGGCACUUCAGGCAGCAGCGCUAUCUGUCCGCCCCGGAGAGGGAACAGCUGGCCCAGACUCUCAGACUCACCUCCACUCAGGUCAAAAUCUGGUUUCAGAACCGGAGGUACAAAUGCAAGCGGCAGAGGCAGGACAGGUCUCUGGAGCUAGCCGGGUUCCCACCGGCACCGAGGCGCGUUGCUGUGCCAGUUCUGGUGCGGGACGGGAAGAUCUGUGGCGGUGCUCCGCAUCUCUCCGAGCCAUACAACGUGAUUUCAGGACACUAUAACCCAGCUAUCGGAUGCGGAAGCAGCAACCUGUAUGGCUACAGUUUCCACGGCGUGUCCACCAUCAGCAACCAGAUGACAGAUUCAAUUGAGUCAGAGGGGCUGAUUCACCAUUUUCAUGGGUUCUUUGCAGGGUGUUAAAGGCUGGUUAUUAAAUGUAAACAUAUGUCUACUUUUUUGUUUUAUAUUUGCCAUCUAUGA